This is a messenger RNA of [Torrubiella] hemipterigena, 939 nucleotides long. The record is from the annotation of a GenBank genome assembly. NCBI's taxonomy places the organism in Eukaryota, Fungi, Ascomycota, Sordariomycetes, Hypocreales, Clavicipitaceae.
AUGUCGGCGCAAAUCAACCAGCCGUCCAACCAAAUCAAGCUGACAAACGUGUCGCUUGUGAGGCUCAAGAAGGGCAAGAAGCGCUUCGAAAUCGCAUGCUACAAGAACAAGGUCCUCGAGUGGCGCUCCGGAAUCGAGACGGACCUCGACAAUGUCCUCCAGAUCCCCAACGUCUUCCUCAACGUGUCCAAGGGCCAGACAGCACCCAAGGAGGACCUCGAGAAGGCCUUUGGUAAGGGCAAGACGGUUGACGACAUUAUCCUCGAACUCCUUAAGAAGGGCGAGCUGCAAGUCGGCGCCAAGGAGCGCAGCGCACAGCUGGAGCGAGUCCACAAUGAAGUCAUCAGCAUAGUGUCGAGCAAGCUUGUCGACCCGCGCACGAAACGAGUAUACACGUCCGGCAUGAUUGAAAAGGCCCUUGACCAGCUGAGCUCACAGGCUCAUACCAGCAAAGAUAAACAGCCAGGCAGCGGCACUGCUACGCCUGCUGCAGGUGAAGAGGGUGAGGCUACGCCCAAGCCCAAGGAGCGCGAGCACAACUGGACCGGUGUCGUGACGACAAAGAGUGCCAAGUCUCAGGCUCUUGAGGCCAUGAAGGCUCUGAUUGCACACCAGCCCAUUCCUGUGGCUAGAGCUCGCAUGAGACUCCGUAUCUCUUGCACAACAAGUGUACUGAAGCAGGCUGUCAAGAGCGCUGGGGUCAAGGCCGCCGCCAAGGAUGAAGAUGGCGAGCAGCAAAAGGCCCCCGGAACUGUCAAGGACAAGAUUUUGGGCUACGUGGAACAAGUAGAGAGCCAGGAUGUCAUGGGCUCCGAGUGGGAGGUUGUUGGCUUUGUAGAGCCUGGUGCAUUCAAGGCGUUGUCUGACUUCAUUGGCAAUGAGACCAAGGGACAGGGACGAGUGGAAGUUUUGGAUAUGACGGUGACCCAUGAGGAUUAG